Messenger RNA from Bombus huntii, 1071 nucleotides. RefSeq names its product protein odd-skipped-like. Bases 547 to 1071 code for a protein of 174 amino acids. Lineage: Eukaryota; Metazoa; Arthropoda; Insecta; Hymenoptera; Apidae. The record is from RefSeq and is a predicted model, not a curated record. The transcript is spliced from 2 exons.
CCUUGAUUAUGUUCGUAAAACUACAAACUUGUAUAAAAAUACGCAUUCUAGUUAUAAGUGUUAAAACAUUCGAUCUAGUCCUUAUCACAUUCAUGAAAACCUCCAUUUAACCAUUCGUUGUAUCAACGAACAUUCAUAUGCAAAACUUACCACCUACCACAUCCUCCGCGUAUUAAUAUAAUCCCCUUUUAUAAAUUAUACACUUUAGAGUGGACUGGUUGGGUCAGAGUGAUAUAAGCUUACAAGUUCUCGAGGAGUUCUACCGAAGUUACAUUUACGUUUGCAUAAUUUCACCGAAAAAGAUACUCUGUAGAAUGACAGGUUCGUUUGUUUAUGUGAUCCGCGAUCGCAACUAUUUCAAGGGGAUUUUAUAAAUAACCAUACACACGAUAUUCAGUGUAUUUUCGUAUUCUCGUUUAUUUUUGGGAGAUUUGUAAAACUGUUGAACAAAAUAAUUGAGUAACGAUUAUAUUUGCUGAGAAAAAGUCUUUUUCUCUGUACCCCUCCUUCUACUUCAAGCAUGUAGUAUUGACAAUAAGAUUGACAAUGGCUGAAAGUAAUCCAAAAGAGUUUUCACCAUGGUUAUCGGAGAAGACGAAUGCCGUGAAGGCGUUAGCGCGCGAACAGUGCGAAGCGGCGGUACAGCUGCAGCGUCAGCAGCAGCUGCAACAGCACCAGAACCAGCACCAGCUACAACAGCAACAACAACUACGUGGCCCGUUAACCAUCCACCAUGCUGGCUGCCCAACGAAAGUCGGGCCCGUGACGAACCAACUAAAUACCAGCCACGCAACGCACGGCCGAGCUGCACAGUACCAACACUAUCAUCACCAUCAUCAUCAUCGACACGUGUCAAUGUCUCCACCGCUCUUGUUGCUCUCAUCGCCAGCUCCGAUCGCGGCGACGCACAAUCAUCUGAACGUGAGCGGACACAGAAACGUGGUUACGCCACCGGAUACACCAGCAGAUAGAUCGCCACCGAGUCCUGGAAAUAAGCUAAAUAGAUCGCAGCAUUUGCCACGGGAAGCAACCGGCCUGGUCCUGGUCUUCCGGCUGCCACAUUGGAUCUAA